AUGGUAAUGUACUGCAGACACUCCCUGGCUCGCAUCAACGCCUACCGUGCCUUGGCCUCGCCGUCUCUCAUCUGUCUCUCCAGCAAAAACCCUCUCAUGACAGCCUUUUCUCUUUCUGAUGAUUUGGAAAAAACUUGCUACACUGGAAUACGAGUUCCAGGAAGAAUCUCGGCUCUGAGGACACAAGUUCUACAGUUCGCAAUGAGGCUAGUGGACGAAACUAGAAGUUCUGACGAACUGGAGAUCGUACUAAACUACGACCCGGAAGGAGAACCAUACAAAAAGGGGCAGUUCAUGCACUUGAAUCGCCUCAAAGAUGCUGUCGACAACAACCAGAAGCAGUUCGUUGCCCAUGCGAGCGUGCAGCAGCUCUUGGGCCGGUGUGGGACGACGGCAUGCCCGGCUUCAAGCGCCGCCCGCCUCCUUGAUCAGCUGAUGGCCGUGGUGAAGAUCGGCGUCUUGUUCCCGUCUACUGCAUGUCCUUCCUUCUGGGCCCCCAAAAACAUCCUUCGGAGGUGCUCAAAGCUGAUACCAAUGAAUUUUAGUGAAUCCCCUGUUCACAGAAAGAACAAGAAUUCACUUAUAUCUGUGCUUCAUUUCCCUUACAUCCACUCAGCCAGAUUUUGUGCACUCUUUUUGCGUGAAAACCCCCACAUGGGCCCCCUGCAAAUUUCUCUCGGGAGAAUGGUGGUUGACAUACAAAUUUUUUCAUCUCCCCAAAUUGUACUCUUUGCUUCGGUGUGUGGUUUGAACAAUCUUCUUUGGUAUUACGCCGACAUAGAUAAGAGCAAAUGUUAUUCAUUGCCUAAUGGAUUACCCAAUCCUACCGAAACGCGGUCAUGCGAGAUCUGGCGAAGAUUUUCUAACCUCUUCGAGACUUCACAGUCGCUCUUCUGGGCAUCCUUCGGACUUGUUGACUUGAUCAACUUCGAACUGACUGGAAUUAAGUCCUUCACGCGCUUCUGGAGUAUGCUCAUGUUCGGCUCCUACAACGUCAUCAAUGUCAUCGUUUUGCUGAACCUCCUCAUCGCUAUGAUGUCCAACUCUUACACGUUCAUUGUGACAAAGUGUGACGUGGAGUGGAAAUUCGCUCGCUCGAAGUUUUGGAUGAGUUACUUCGAGGAGGGCCAGGAGCUGCCUUCGCCCUUCAACCUUUUCCCAAAGCUGUCCGUCUUGUGCGAAUUCGGGAAACCUAGCUACAGGGCGUCCUUCAAGAAGCGCCAGGACCAGAUGCGGGACGACCAGUAUCAGACGGUGAUGAAGAACCUCGUUAGACGCUACGUCACGGCCGAACAACGUAACAUGGACGAGGAGCUCAUUACCGAGGACGAUGUCAAUGAAGUAAAGCAAGAUAUAAACUCCUUUAAGUACGAGCUCCUGAACAUCCUUAGAAUCAAUGGCAUGAUGACUGGCAAUGCACAUCACAGGGAGGACAUGGCUGUGGGCAAAAAGCAGCAGGCCCGAGAGCGACGGCUCAUGAAAGGUUUUAACAUCGGCCUGGUGGAGGGUAUCGAACAGAGCAUGCACUUCGGGAACAAGAAGAGCAAGAAUUCCCUGCUUAACAUCGUGUUGAAGCAGGCAACUAAUAAGACGGAAAAGAAGGACUGGAACACAAUGAUGCGAGCAAGCAUGAAGAAGCGUGACCCCAUCGGUUCUAGCAGAACCAGUCUACAGCGACAGAGUCUCAGGAACAAGAAACGCUGCAACGCGGCCUGGAGUAAGGUCAAGUUCUACCAGAAACGAGGCGUUUUCCUCGGAGGGCAAAUUGACCCCAGAAUGCUGAGAGAGAUCAAGAACAGGGGACAGGUGGCCCCCUUACAGAGUCGUUCUCUGGGAUGGCGAACUCUUCAGCAACUGCACGACCGCGGGGAAAUUACACAGGAAAAUUUCGACAAGUGUGUAAGAAACACACCGAGUCCUGGAAGUACUGCAGCUCCUACUCCGAUUCCUCCCACAUCACCACGCCUCCUCUACCUAGAGUCGGGUCAGAGGCGACACUCUGACGCUGCCACCAACUCCUUCGCCGAAGCCGUCACCGAAGCCGUCAAAUGGAACCUCGAAGCCAUUCGGAACGGGCAAGGGAAAAUUGACGUGUUAGAGAAUAACGAAUUCAUCACACAAAAUACAUUAGAUAUCAAGAAUGGAGUCUAA
Penaeus monodon (black tiger shrimp) is the source of this 2151-nucleotide messenger RNA. RefSeq names its product transient-receptor-potential-like protein. Gene Ontology annotation, cellular component: membrane; cation channel complex. The record is from RefSeq and is a predicted model, not a curated record. Gene Ontology annotation, molecular function: store-operated calcium channel activity; inositol 1,4,5 trisphosphate binding. Gene Ontology annotation, biological process: regulation of cytosolic calcium ion concentration; manganese ion transport; calcium ion transmembrane transport. Lineage: Eukaryota; Metazoa; Arthropoda; Malacostraca; Decapoda; Penaeidae.